UCAGUGUGACCGCGGCGCGGGGCGCAGCAUGACACAGUGGCCGGCUCGCCUCCGCUCUCGCCUGACAUGCGGCCGCACGUGCUGCUGACGCUGCUGCUGCUCAUGGCCGCCCGGCGACGGGACGCGGUGGGCGCGGCCGCGCAAGACGCCUCGUGCUGCUCUGACGUCAGUGGAUCCUGCAGGACGGCGUGCGAGCAGAUGUCUCUGGCGGACAUGGCGGUGGACGCGGAGGCGCGAGCGGCGCGCGUGGACUCCGUCAGGAUGCUGUGUCCCCAGCAGCUGGGUCAUUUCUGGGAGUGCCUUAACAGGACAUUCGAAGAGGCGCGCCGCGCGGACCAGUGGCCGGGUCGCAGCUGCUGCGCGCUGCCGCAGUCGCCGCUGUGCCAGCAGGCCUGCCUCGCCGCCUCCUCGCGCGCUGACGUCACCGCCGCCUGCCGCUACAGCGACGAGAUCUCCUUCUACUCCUGCCUCGACAUCCAGAAGGCGGGGGACGAGUGCUGCGGCUCGGGGCGGACGCCGGCCUGUCGCGAGGCCUGCCGCGCCGUCUUCCGCGCCAGGGGGGUGGGUGCCCACGCGCCCCCGCAGGAGCUGCUGGACGACGCGUGCGCCGAGCACAGCCCGCGCGUCCUCUCCUGCGUCCGCCAGCAGGCCGCCGCCUCGCCCACCAUAGACCCCAGAAACUACGUUCCUUGCUGCGACAGAGCCUCGACGACUGACUGCCGCGAUGCCUGUCGGCGGAUUCUGCGCACCGAAAACGUGGGCCUCGAGAUCGUGGACAGCCUGAAGGAGGCGGGCUGCGGCGAGCCGCUACCCCACGACCACCUGUGGCAGUGCUUCAUGCAGAGCCGCGACCGCAGCGAGGACACGAAGCAGUCGCGCAUCGACCUGCUGGGCAUGGACUCGGCCAAGCUGCACUGCUGCUACAAGGCUGCCAGCUCCAGCUGCCGCCGCCUCUGCUUCAAGACCUUCUCCAAAGAGUGGAUCCAGCACUGGAACGAGUUCAACACCAACUGCUUGCAGCAGGUCUCCGAGGACAGGCUCAUACACUGUAUCGACGAAGUGGAAGAGCCGUGCGAGCUGGGCUGCGAGGGGCUGAGCUUCUGCUCGAACUUCAACAACCGGCCGACGGAGCUGUUCCGCAGCUGCAGCCAGACGGCGGACGAGGCGGCGAGGUACGACAUGGCGGUGUGGCUGCAGGACGGCGUGCUGGGGCUGCCGGGGUUCUCGCUGCCGCUGCUCAACAUCUCGCAGUGCUCGGCGCACGCCUGGAAGACCGUCGCCUGCAUGCUGCAGAUCAAGCCCUGCCACCAGGAGACGCACAUCAACAGGAUAUGCAAGGAGGACUGCUACGCGCUGCUGCGGCAGUGCCUCGACUGGCGGCGCGCGCCGGGGCAGUCCGCGGCCGAGCUGUGCUCGCGGCUGUCGGCGGACGGCUCGCACUCGCCGUGCAUCUCGCUGCGGCCCUUCCUGCAGCCGAGCGACAGCCCGCACGUGCCGCCGCAGGACGAGCUCACGCUGCCCUGCAAGGGCGACCACCCCUGCAACGCCAGCCAGGUCUGCCAGCUCAACCGCCACUGCUCCUCGGGGCACGCCUGCCGCACCUACCGCUGCACUCCCGGCUGCAAGCUGGGUGAGGUCUCUCAGUACCUCGUGCCGGAGGGUACUUUCGUCCGCAUACCAGUCGUUCACGAACGGAAAGGGUGCUUGAAAAUCUGCCGGUGCUCUUCGCGGGGAUCUCUUGAGAGCUGCAGGCCCCUACCCUGCACAGAAAUGGAGUCGUGUUGGCUCGGGAACAGGAAGAUUGAACACAACACUCAAUUCCAGAUUGAGUGUAACACGUGCAGUUGUUUCGCUGGAGAAAUAACGUGCAGCAAGAAGCAGUGCGAGAUUUCGGCCCUGGGAGACCCUGACCCCGCCUACACGAGUCUUCCCUGUAACUGCCCGCCUCACUAUGUACCUGUUUGUGCCCGCAACGGGAACACGUAUCCGAGUGCCUGUCUUGCAAAGUGUGCUGGUCUCACUGACGCAGAGUUUGAAUUCGGUCCGUGCUCUGCUAAGGAUCCGUGUGCUAGCCACACGUGUUCUAGGGGGCAGCAGUGUAUUCCAGACAGGAAGGUGUGUCUGUCCAUGAUGCACAAGUCAUGCAAGCAGUACAAGUGUGUUGAAACAACAGAACAAUGUACGAAUUUGCCUUACGACCCUGUGUGUGACACAGAGGGCCAGGAGCACCACAACAUGUGCGCCCUAGUACGUUCCUGGAGAAGAUUUGCGUACAGUGGUCCUUGCCGAACGAACUGUGAUAACAACGGCACGGUGUGCGGCGCCGACGGCGUGACGUACCGGUCGGAAUGCGCGGCGCAGGCGGCCCAGGUGCCGGUGGACUACGCGGGCGCCUGCACCGCCGUCGGCCAGAUCGGGUCUCGGCCCGCGCCGCAGUGCGACGCCGUGGGGGUGCGCUGCCCGCCGCUGGCCGCAGCCGCCUGCCUCGCCGUCACUCCUCCGGGCGCCUGCUGCCCGCGCUGCGCCGGCGCCGUCCGCUUCCUCUACAGCCAGAAGCAGGUGGAGCGCGCGCUGCACGUGAGCAAGGACGCGGCGCUGCCCGCGCUGACUGUGUCUGCCGUGCUGUCGGCUCUGGAGCGCCAGGUGCAGGUGUCGGAGUGCGCGGUGCGCGGCUACCUCAGCGUCGAGGCGGACCUGGUCGCCGUGGUGGAGGCGCGCCGCCGCCCGCCGCCGUCGCAGCUGCAGCUGGAGGCGUGCGCGCGCGAGGCGCUCAAGCUGGCCGCGCUGGUGCGCCGGGCCAGCCCGCGGGUGCUCAGCGAGCUGCCGCUCAGCGUGCUCGUCGCCGCCGCCGUCGCGCACGCGCCCGCCGCCGCCGCCUCCGCCGCCCCCGCGCUCGCCCCCGCCUCCGCCGCCGCGCUCGCCCUCGCCGCGGCCGCCGCCGCCGCCGCGGUGCGGACGUAGUAGCGGCUGCCCGCGCCGUCGCCCCAGUAUGGCUGUGUUUUGGCUGUCACUUCCCUCUGGUGAAGCUGUCUCUUCGAUGUCCUUACACGUCCUCGCUCGUGUGUCGGAGGAAGCAGUUACCAUAAACGGUGAACGCUCCGCCGUUAAGCUUUCGCAGUUCCGGAACCACUGUUGUCCGACUGCCGCGAAAUCUUCGUACCUCCCAGAGAACAAAGUCCACGGUCGGUUUGAAACAAGAGCUGAGCACUUGUUGCUCUAGUGCGCCAUGUUAUCAAACAAUAAUACAGAAUCUGCAGUCAGAAAAAGUGCAGCACGGUAUUCCACUGGACAUUUACGUCCAGUGCCAACAGUUGAAAGCGUUAUUGUCUUCCAGUAGGUUAGAAGCAGAGCAGAAGUGCGACGUCACUCAAUCACUGAGCUGCACGUCGGCUUCAUUUCCCGACGAAGUAUCUUCGUUUUGCAGUCGUCACAAUUUGAAUGCCGUGGCGAAUUAAGUUUGCAGUUGCUCCCUAUAUUAUCACAUCCGCGUAAUAGCUGUUGUAAAGUGUUUGCUCAGUGAUUCUGUGUUGGAAACAUUUGUCGGAGUAUAGUUUUAUACUGUUAAUGCGGCUAGAAAAGAAGGUAUCGUAGUUCAUACAUAAGCUACGUACAAGGAGUAAGAGCCUACUCUGUAAAGGUGCCAACAGUAGUAAAAACUGUGCUCGUCUAUUUACUAUGAAAGUUAACUCAGAUAAAAGUGAAACCUAUUACGAGUAAUAUGUAAUUACUUAUGAGCACAAGUUUGUAGGAGAAUGUAAUCUUCCCCGGUUAUAAUGACAAGUCGUUCGACAUUUUAGAUGUUCCCUUUUUUAUAUCAUCUUGACGUUGUCAGAACGGCUGAUAGUGAAGUCGUAGCGAUCACUCACACUAAGAGUGUAACAGCCUAUGGACUUUUAUUUCCUUUUUUAUAAUGCAGUAAGCCACUACAAGCGGAAAAAAUCUCAAAUCUUCCUAAUACUGAUACCUACAGCAGUCUAAAGCUCUUUCUUCACCACUGACAAUUUUCUCAUUACUAGUCACUCUAACUAUAACUAGUAUUAGCUACAACUCUUUAACUUCUUGCGUGAGGAAUCUAAAAAGAACCUCUGUCAAAAAUUCAGUGUUGUGCGUGGCCAGCUGAAAGAAAAAAUGGUGAAAGAAUUUGUCAGAAGAUCUCAGUUACUUUCCACUGGCACGCAAGACUUCCAUUCUUUUUCAUAAUGCCAUUUCAAAAGUAGCAUUGUAAACUUCGCGACGAACGUCUACUACUCUACAGCUUCUAUUACAAUCGUUGUUGAAGAAGUUGAGCUUAGUUUCCGAUUCACUGCAUUCAGUACGGAAUCCGACUCAACUGAAUCUUCUGUGUUGUGCAAGUCUUCGCAGAUUAUUUCUGUGAGGCAGCAUGGAAAUUGUCACUACAGAACUCCAUGCUAUUUCAAGUCUCACAACAGCCACCGAAACACACAAACGUUGUAUUCUAAACACUUUACAUACAUUGUAACAAUAAUAUGAGUUCCCCCUAAAAGUUUGCUGUUCAAAUUACUAUUUCGUUUUUUAUGUUUGUUAUUUCUUUGACGAGUCGACUAAAAUUUAAUAUUGGUUUCAAGUUACUUACAUAUACAAGUACUUUCAUACAACAUAGACGGUGGAGAAGAAUAUGUUGCUUAAUCUUCUAAGUAGUUUCACGAUACAUCUUCAAAAAUGAGUCAAGUGGAAAUGAUCAGUUGGAGUCAAAGAACAAACAUUAAAACAAUUUAUUUAUAGAUGAACUGUUCUAACAAAGAAACAUUUUGUCCUACAUAUUGAUAUCGUCCAUUAAACAACGAAGAAACAAGUAGAACUAAUAUACUAUGGUCAAAAUGCCUAUGAAGCUGUUCACAGACAGUACUCUGUUUUCAUUUUUAAUUUAUUCUCUUCCAGUGAUAUUCACAUUAAUACCAAAGAUUUAACCGAAGACGAACUUUUUCAGGUACAAAUGUGUUAUUUUUAAUCUGCCAACGCAAGGCGUUGGUAUUUAUACACAAUAUGAAUUGGAGAAUUUUUGUAGAAAGUCAUUUGAAACGAAUAUUUUGUUGAUUGUAUCAGAUAUUGCUAGUCCUGUUUGUGAAUUAAAAUGAUUUUCUAUGUAAAACUUACAUUUAUGUAAAUUCUAAAGCUGUUUAAUUCUCUAUGUUAUUAAUUUUUAUUAAAUAUAGAGCCAUAUGUACCAAUGCUGAAAGAUUUUUUAAGAACCUGCAUAAAAACAAAAGUUAAAUCAACACCAAAUCAGUGGAUCGUAAGUUACAAGUACUUCAGCUGUAUUACCAUAGUAAGCCAUCAGCAGGUGAAUAUACGACCCCAUUGAUUGAGCGCAGGUCCUGACACCAUAAAUGUCUUACCAGUGUCCAUGGUAAUUGGCCUAUGUUUCUUAAACAACGCAGUAGUUUGGAAAGCAGUACUGUUAUUACAUUUGAACCAAAAACUAAGUUUUAAGCUGAAAUUAAUAGUUAAUUUUUGUGUACAUUAUAUCUAAACACAGUAAAAUACCCAGUAAAUUAUUGUCAUUAGAUCUCAUAACAAAGUACCGACUCAAAAGUUACUGAUAUCAUAUAUUUUUGCUCAAUUUUUCAUUGUCCAAAGCCCUUUCUCUAAUAUUACGAUGUAGAUAUUUAAAGUUGUUAUUAAUGUGAAAUAUAGCAAGAUUUAUAUUGUUUCAGUUUUAUGAUACAAAUAAAUUCAUAUACUCUUUGUACGUA
Molecule: messenger RNA, 5714 nt
Organism: Schistocerca gregaria
Lineage: Eukaryota; Metazoa; Arthropoda; Insecta; Orthoptera; Acrididae
Gene: Reck
Product: reversion-inducing cysteine-rich protein with Kazal motifs
Exons: 16
Coding region: 67-2961 (964 amino acids)
Biological process (GO): extracellular matrix organization
Cellular component (GO): plasma membrane
Molecular function (GO): protein binding; metalloendopeptidase inhibitor activity
Source: RefSeq, a predicted model, not a curated record